Molecule: messenger RNA, 535 nt
Organism: Ctenocephalides felis (cat flea)
Lineage: Eukaryota; Metazoa; Arthropoda; Insecta; Siphonaptera; Pulicidae
Product: protein FAM32A-like
Exons: 1
Coding region: 121-462 (113 amino acids)
Cellular component (GO): nucleolus
Source: RefSeq, a predicted model, not a curated record
CCGAAACGUCAAAUUCAUUUGCUGUUUCUUAUUAUUAUUACAGAUAAGUAUAUAUUUAUAUCUUAAAACUCACCAUAAAAUCGUGCCGCCUCAAAUAAAUAACUUGCAAACUAUUUAACAAUGUCACAGUCAAACGACGAAUAUCACCAUGUAGUUAAAGGAAAACUGAAACUCAAAGUUGAAAAAAACACUUCAAAGAAGAAAAAACACAAGAAGGAUAAACAUAAAAAAGUGUUAGAGCAAGUAACCGUAAACACUGAAAAAACCCAACAAGAUGUACAACCUCAACAACAGCGCACAAAGGCUGAAAUAUCUUUUUUAAAAAUGCAAGAGAAGAUGCAAAAAGAAAAAAUAGCACAGAAGGCUGCAAUGACUCAUAAACAACGCGUUGAAAAAUUUAAUCAGCAUUUGGACAGUUUGACAGAGCAUUUUGAUAUACCAAAAGUAUCUUGGACUAAAUGAAAUUAUGCCUUUAAUAUGUUAACAAAAUUUUUCUUAAAAAACAUAAAUGUAUCCAUGUGUUAUUAGUAAUCAC